Messenger RNA from Cebus imitator (Panamanian white-faced capuchin), 2164 nucleotides. RefSeq names its product FtsJ RNA 2'-O-methyltransferase 1 (gene FTSJ1). Gene Ontology annotation, biological process: cytoplasmic translation; tRNA methylation. The transcript is spliced from 11 exons. Lineage: Eukaryota; Metazoa; Chordata; Mammalia; Primates; Cebidae. Gene Ontology annotation, molecular function: tRNA methyltransferase activity. The record is from RefSeq and is a predicted model, not a curated record. Gene Ontology annotation, cellular component: cytoplasm. The coding region runs from base 461 to 1474 and encodes 337 amino acids.
AAACGAUCUUGUCCUCGGAAUAAAAAGAACAAAGAAUCGCUGACAGCUUGCGCGUCGCGGCGCUGCAGCCACGCAGUGCGUGGAUUUAGCCGCUUUGGACGUGCCCGUUGCAUGCCGGGAAAUGCAGUUCGCGAGCCCCAGUUACGUCGACACCAGACGACGGGACUCACGUUGUACGUUGAGAUCAGGUCCCGCACGCCGGAGCCUGGGCGAUCCACGAUGCCGAGUUUGCCACGCUGCCACAGCCCAUAGGCUUGCCCACCGGACAUUCGGGUGGACUAGGAGCACAAACUGAAGCCCUACGACUUGUCGCCCGUUUGCGCUCUCGCGGAGGCACAGGCUGGUCGAGGACCACCCUGAUCCAAAAACUAAGAGGUAGGUGAUCGCCCAGUCAUCUGGUUACUGAUACUGGGAGGCAUCAGCUGACUGUCCACAGGUCCUUGGGCAACUGGUGUAUGAAAUGGGACGGACGUCGAAGGACAAGCGGGAUGUCUACUACCGCCUGGCCAAGGAGAAUGGCUGGCGUGCCCGCAGCGCCUUCAAACUGCUACAACUGGACAAGGAAUUCCAUCUCUUUCAAGGCGUGACACGGGCAGUUGACUUGUGCGCAGCCCCGGGCAGCUGGAGCCAAGUGCUGAGCCAGAAGAUUGGAGGCCAAGGGUCCGGCCACGUGGUGGCUGUGGACCUGCAGGCUAUGGCUCCACUACCAGGUGUAGUACAGAUCCAGGGCGACAUCACUCAGCUGUCCACUGCCAAGGAGAUCAUCCAGCACUUUAAGGGCUGCCCUGCGGACCUAGUGGUGUGUGACGGGGCUCCUGAUGUAACCGGUCUCCAUGAUGUUGACGAGUAUAUGCAGGCGCAGCUCCUCCUAGCUGCUUUGAACAUUGCUACACAUGUCCUGAAGCCAGGGGGCUGCUUUGUGGCCAAGAUAUUCCGAGGCCGGGAUGUGACGCUCCUCUAUAGCCAGCUGCGGGUCUUCUUCUCCAGCGUGCUGUGCGCCAAGCCCAGGAGCAGCCGGAACUCCAGCAUCGAGGCCUUCGCUGUCUGUCAGGGCUAUGACCCUCCCGAGGGCUUCAUGCCGGACCUGAGCAAACCCCUGCUGGACCACUCUUACGACUCAGAUUUCAACCAGCUGGAUGGUCCCACUCGCAUCAUUGUGCCUUUUGUGACCUGUGGGGACCUGAGCUCCUAUGACUCGGACCGCAGUUACCCACUGGACCUAGAGGAUGGCUCAGAGUACAAGUAUACUCCACCUACACAGCCCCCCAUUUCACCACCAUACCAGGAGGCCUGCACGUUGAAGAAGAAGGGGCAGCUGGCCAAGGAGAUCCGCCCCCAGGACUGCCCCAGCAGCAGAGUGGACACAUUUCCCCAGCCCCUGGCCGCCCCUCAGUGCCACACCCUGCUGGCCCCUGAGGUCUGGAAAUGUGACUCUGAGCCUACAUUGACCCCUUCCCCAUUUGCCUCUCUCUGACCCAAACCUCAUGGUUUCUGGGGCCAAAAUUCUCUUUCCUGCCUCCCAAUAGCUAUAAAAAAUUGGUAAAACCAAGCAUAAUGAAUGGAAAAGUUUCACCAAACAUGUGAGUCACUUUUCUUUUUCUUGGGUAGAUGGAAGACAAUGAAAUGAGUAGUUCACCUUAACCUAUUACGGUAAGUUUGCCUUGUUAUCUAAGGGUUUGAGUAAGGGCCACUUUUAUGAAAAACCUCAGUAAAAUUUCACCUUUGAAAUUUUUAUGUCAACUGAUAAGAUUUUAAUCAACAAGCCGUUUUCUAAAUAUCUGUUGUUAUAUCCUAGGAACUGCUUUGAGCAUUUUACAUUUGAGGCAUUCAGUAAACAUUUAUUGAGCACAUACUGAGUGCCAGGCAUUGUUCUGGGUUUGUAGAUACAGCAGGGAGCAAAACAAACAUCUUGGUUCUCACAGAGCUUCCAGUUUGGGAAAGAGGCAACAAUCAAUAAAACAGUCCAUGAGUGCAAGACUACAUAUACGCACACACACACUAUAUAGCUUGCAUUUCUCCAUUUACACACCUUGCAAUAUAUGUAACAUGUAAGAGUAAUAUGGGAUAUAAAAAAUAGAAAAAAGUAAAUCAGGGUGAAGAGAAUCAGGAAUUCUAGGCAUGGCAGUUUUCAUCUUUUGGUGUGUUUUUUUGGUUUUUUUUUUUU